GAACACAUACACUACCAGGACUUCUUCCUCUUAGCGGAAUCAUUGUUAAUUUAAAGAAAUGAAUACCCCUCUGAUAUCCCUGCUAUAAUGUAAAUAAAAUAUCUAAAACAUCCUGUUAUAUAGUAUUCCCUCAGAAAAUCAAAACUGAAUGCACUGCACAGCAAAAACCACUAGAUGGAGACAUGCUGAUAAAUUAAGACAUUGUCACCCAUACACCACAGGGAGUCACUGCAGCUCAGUGUGUGUUUUCUGUCUUCAGUCGCCGAAAGGUGAAAUGAAGGCCAAGGCGAUAUUGAUAAGCCUGUCAAUAAAUUAGGUGAUAGGAAAGACAUGAUGUAAUUUAAACAUAUCUCAUAUUUUAAUGUCACACAGACGGUUCAGCUAUAAAAGCAUGCAAGCACUUUAGUUUGUUCUUAGUCUUGUAGCAGCUCAAAUAAUUGAACUGUAAUGAACUAAAGGUGGUUGUAAGUGAUAAGGGGAGUUCAUAAUAUGUCAUCGUUUAAGUUCAAGUAUGUGCUGUAUAGUGAAUGUGCCCUAAAUUAACACCGACAACUUUGACAGAGAUAGAUGCUGAUUAGGUUUUCCUAGAAGUAUAAUGUUACUGGUGGUUGCUCCUCCCUAAUGAUGACCAUGUGAUGCAGGUCAAACACAGGCUGACAGGAGUGGGAGGACAAGCUCCGGGACGUCACCUUACAGAGGGUAGAGUGUAACACAGAGACCAGGGGGAGGAGAAGUCAAGAGAACUAGAGUCAUUUUCUUUAAUAAGCCUUGUUUGAUGCGUUGAGCUUCUUUAUAGCGGUGAGUAAUUCAGUACUGUAACGGGAUCUCUGAUCACUACAGUGAAGAUGGCAGGAGAUAGAAUACUGGAAAUGUGCAAAAGAGGAGAUACUGAGAUGUAUUCUUUCAUGGAUGAACAAAGGGAAACUCAGCCAUGUAAAGAAUUAUCCCAUUCCAUCGAGGCAAUACUGAGGAGGCCAACAUGUGUCAGGAGAGAGAGACGAGUUCAUCGCAACUGGUCAGUCAUCAAAGAGAACACCAGAGAGACUAACCAGCUCUCAUGUACAGCAACUCCACAAAAUAGACAACUAGAAGAUUCUCCAAAGGCAACAACAACAGACUGCAUCAAUCAGAGGAAGAAAAGGCAAACGAGGGUCACUUUCACACCGUUCCAGGUGAAGGAGCUGGAGAAAGUCUUUCAACAGACUCACUACCCUGAUGUCAAUGCCAGAGAACAGUUAGCCUCUUCCCUGCACCUCACCGAGGGAAGAAUACAGAUUUGGUUCCAAAACCGCAGAGCCAAAUGGAGGAAGACUGAAACUCUGAAGGACCAGGGCCUGAUGUCCAGACAACACAUACCGUCAGCCACUCAGGAGCUGCAUCAGUAUAACAAGCCACAGCUGCAGUCACUGUGCUGGCCGCCUUGCUGUCUGUCUAAACCUCUUCACUCAUGGCUGCUCCUCAGAUCCGCAUCCACAACAUCAAUACAUUGCCCAGAUUACAGAACUCUCUGUUUUGAUUUGCGGGGGACAGAAAGAUAGCCCCGUCACUAUUCUUACACUGAUGAUUUGAUUACACGUGGUACAAAGAUCAUAAUGACUCCGAUUGAAGUCUUUAUUGCUCAAGAGAAUUGUAGAUUACGAUCUGUAAACUAUGAUAACAGUGUAUUUUGAUGAUUUUGCUUGAGUUUUCUAAAGUGUUGUAUCAUCCUGUCAACCUGAAAUAACAUGUUCUUGAAAGCAGCUGUGUAUUUUUAUUUUCAUGUACUUACAAUGCUGCUGACAAUGGCUACUGAAAGCAUUUUUUUUUUAGUAUUUGUACAGAUCAAGAUUUGAGGCCAAUGCGACAUGUUUCUUGGUAGAGACGUGUUUGCGCUGUAUUAUUGUGUGCACUCACUUCUUUUCAUGACCCUACAGUUCCUUGUCAGAGAUACGAUAUGGCACGUCCAUAAACAUCUGUUUGACUCUCUGACAACCUCACCUUAUCUUAAUUUUAGCUUGUAAAGGGAGGUUAUUGAUGGGUCAGCUUGGGCAUUUAUGGAGCCUGUUCAAUAGGAUAAAAGUAAAACUAUUGUUACCGGUAUUAUGAUGCAUUGGUGAUGAAGAGAUGUGUCAUAAUUGUGACUUAAAUGAUAAGACUGAGGAGGGGAAGAAAGUGUAAAAGCCAACCUUUAUUGUCUCAAUACAUCUUUAUUUAUUACAUCAACAUUACAGAUAAGUGUGAUAAAUGUGUUUCACAACAAUAAAUUCACUUGUGAGAAAGGCAUUCUUCUACUCCAGCA
Solea senegalensis (Senegalese sole) is the source of this 2278-nucleotide messenger RNA. Its product is annotated as intestine-specific homeobox-like. Lineage: Eukaryota; Metazoa; Chordata; Actinopteri; Pleuronectiformes; Soleidae. Gene Ontology annotation, biological process: regulation of transcription by RNA polymerase II. Gene Ontology annotation, molecular function: DNA-binding transcription factor activity, RNA polymerase II-specific; RNA polymerase II transcription regulatory region sequence-specific DNA binding. Bases 846 to 1538 code for a protein of 230 amino acids. The transcript has 5 exons. The record is from RefSeq and is a predicted model, not a curated record.